CAAAGGCAGAGUCCUCUCUUAACUUUAUGAUGAUAAAGUAAGAUAGGGUGUUUGGUCAUUUCAUCUGAUAGUAAUUUUUGUUGUAAAGAAAGCUAGUUGGUCUUAUACAUUCAUCAAAGCUAGCUUUGUUUAUAAGCACCGGUAACAGGGGAAAGAGAGUCAUCAUUCCUAAGGCAGAAAGCAAAAGCUGAGAGAAGAUAAGGGAAUUGCAAGGAAGAGAAGAAGGGGCUUGUUUGAGCAGCCAUGACUACACAGAGACAGAUAGUGGAGCAGCAACAGUCACAGAUGCAGAAAGUAAAGAACUCUGGAGUCAUCAGCUACAACGGUAGCCCAUUAACCGAUGACAAGGAUGAGGAGAUGUCAAGAUCAGCUUUGUCUGCUUUUCGGGCGAAGGAAGAAGAGAUCGAAAGGAAGAAGAUGGAGGUCAGAGAGAGGGUUCAGGCUCAGCUGGGUCGUGUUGAAGAAGAAACUAAACGCUUGGCAGAGAUUCGAGAGGAGCUUGAAGCUCUCAGUGAUCCAAUGAGGAAGGAAGUUGCCAUCAUACGUAAAAGGAUUGAUGCAGUUAACCGAGAAUUAAGGCCGCUGGGACAGGGUUGCCAGAAGAAGGAGAAAGAAUACAAAGAAGCUCUUGAGGCUUUCAAUGAGAAAAACAAAGAAAAAGCUCAACUAGUCACCAAAUUAAUGGAGGUAAAGCAUUCUACUUUGAUUCCAAUUUCAUUUGUAUUUUUACAUGCUCUUCUCAUUUUUAUUUUUAUUUUUAUUUUUCUCUUUUUCUUUUCCCCCUUUUGAUGAACCACUGAUCAGCUGGUGAGUGAAAGUGAAAGACUGAGGAUGAAGAAGCUGGAAGAGCUGAGCAAGAACAUAGAAUCCAUACAGUAAGAUGAUGUGUUGACAGCAAUAACCAAGUGGGUUUUGUGUGCUUUAUUUAGGACCAUUCUUCAAUGUGUUGUAUUUUAUGGUUUUUGGUUUUUAUUUCACUGGCUCUUGGAGAGUUUUCUGAUUUGGAAAGAUAAAAACCUCUCCAACAAGGUUUGUUACUAAUCACUUCUCAACUUUGGACUUUUUCAGUCUUCUUUUAUUCUUAUGUGAUAUAUGAAUGUUCAGUUAUAAUAUUUUCCUUUGUAUCA
Molecule: messenger RNA, 1127 nt
Organism: Vitis vinifera (wine grape)
Lineage: Eukaryota; Viridiplantae; Streptophyta; Magnoliopsida; Vitales; Vitaceae
Exons: 3
Coding region: 244-789 (181 amino acids)
Source: RefSeq, a predicted model, not a curated record